This is a messenger RNA of Sungouiella intermedia, 1185 nucleotides long. NCBI's taxonomy places the organism in Eukaryota, Fungi, Ascomycota, Pichiomycetes, Serinales, Metschnikowiaceae. The record is from the annotation of a GenBank genome assembly.
AUGGCUGAUUCAAUCAAAGAAGAGACACCCACGUCUGCAUUAGGGUCCGAUGCCGAAUUCGAUGCCGAGCUCGUCCGCAAAAGGAAGUCCAAGUCACCUGGGAUCUUCCACGAAUCAAAACGGGCAAAAGAAUCCGAAGACAUAGACCUUAGUGAAGAUAUCGCCAAACAGUUCAAAAAGUUCAAGGCCGCUCCCAAAUACAACUUCUACUCAGAGGAGGUGUAUUGUGUUUGUCGUAAACCCGACCAUGGAGGUGAGCUCAUGGUUGGAUGUGACGGAUGCGAGGAGUGGUUCCAUUUCAAGUGUAUGAAGCUCAACGUUAAGAACCAGAAGCUCAUCGACAGCUUUUUCUGUAAGUUCUGUCAGUGGCAGGGCUUUGGAACCACUAAGUGGCAUCGCAAGUGUCGUCUUACUUCUUGUCAUAAUCCUAUCCUCAAAAACGAAAAGUCCAAGUACUGUUCGGAGGAAUGUGGCUUACAGUACUUUAAGAGCCGUUUGACGGGCUCGGAUGUAUUAACUCAGAGCGAUAUCAAGGUGGUACUCACCAAAUGUAGUGGGCACAAUGAUUUGACCAGAAUGGGCCAGGAAUUCCCCGAACUCCCUGAAGUUCGUCUGCUUGACAUGGACAAGUUGCCUGGUGAUAUUCGCCAGGACCUCACCGAUAGCGAUACCAAGAAGCAAAGCAUCAACGAUCUUUUGGAGUUGGCAGAGCGGAGAAGCGAGUUUUUGGUGCAAAUCAAAGAGAAGGUGAGACUCAUCAAUGAGAAACUUCAACUCAAGUUGGAACCUUCCGGAGACUCCGACGAAGUUAAAAAGAGCAAGAAGAAGAAGACAAAACUGAGAAAAGUGGAUUUGUGCUGUUUUGACCGCAAACUUUCAGAGGACUCUAUGAUAGCAGAGUAUGAUCGAGUUUUGGGUCUGGAAAGUGUCUAUGAAGCCUUCAAGGACGAAAUCGAUGAAGUCGUCGAGCACUAUGAUGGCGACGGGUCCGCGGACUACACGGGAAGCAUGUGCUUGAGCGACAGAAGGAAGUGUUUGAGACACAACGGCUGGCUCAGUCUUUUGACCGACCAGGUGUGGAAACGGAAGUCAGAACUCGAGUUGCUGCUCGAACGCUUGGACCAGCAUAAGGCAGAUACCCUACGGGAUUACAGUAUACAGAAAUACGAGGAAUGUGUGGUUUGA